UAUGAAGCGGAGCCGCAGCAACACUCCACGGAGACGGUGAGGGACGCAGAGGCGGAGCGGGCAUCUUCGGACAUCGAGCAACAGAGCCAGAAGCCAGCCGGGGCAGCGGUGGCGUACGGAGCGGGAACCCUGAGGAGCGGGAGCGGCGGCGGCCCCCGGCCCUAGCCCCGGCCCCGGAGGGUGCCCGGGGUCCCACAGCCCCGCCAGCCGCCUGCUCCCCAGCGCCGGGCCGUGGGCUGCCCGCGGCGGCGCUGAGGCGCUGGCGGCCCGGCGGGAGGUGGCGGCCGGAGCGAAGGAGCGAGAGAGGGUCGCUGCGAGACGGGGAGAUGUCCGCCCCGUACGGCAGCCUGAUGAGAUACCUGUUCCCAGCCCUGCUGCUGCACGGGCUGGGAGAAGGUUCUGCUCUUCUUCAUCCAGACAGCAGGUCUCACCCUCGGUCAUUGGAGAAGAGUGCAUGGAGGGCUUUCAAGGAGUCACAAUGUCAUCAUAUGCUGAAACACCUUCACAAUGGAGCCCGGAUCACUGUGCAGAUGCCUCCCAAUAUUGAGGGACACUGGGUCUCUACUGGCUGUGAAGUUAGAGCAGGCCCAGAGUUCAUCACCAGGUCUUACAGGUUCUACCACAAUAACACAUUUAAGGCCUAUCAGUUUUAUUACGGUGGGAAUCGCUGCACAAACCCAAUCUACACGUUAGUCAUACGUGGCAAAAUACGUCUCCGCCAAGCAUCCUGGAUCAUCCGAGGGGGUACUGAGGCCGAUUACCAGCUACGCAAUGUACAGAUCAUAUGCCACAAUGAAGCGGUAGCCAAGAAGUUCAGUGAGCUGGUGAACAAUACAUGUCCUGGAUUUAUACCAGAAGAUAGUCCCUGGGAGCAGGAUGUGAGCUACGAUUUGCUGAGAGAAGAGAAUGGCUGUGAGUGCACCAAAGCCCUGAACUUUGCCAUGCAUGAACUCCAGCUGAUCCGCGUGGAGAAGCAGUACCUGCACCACAAUUUAGACCACCUUGUGGAGGAACUGUUUCUUGGAGACAUUCAUACUGAUGCCACUCAGAGGAGAUACUAUCGGCCCUCUAGUUACCAACCUCCUCUUCAAAAUGCCAAGAACCAUGACCGCACAUGCAUUGCAUGCAGAAUCAUCUACCGGUCAGAUGAGCACCAUCCUCCCAUCUUACCCCCCAAGGCAGACCUGACUAUAGGGCUACAUGGAGAGUGGGUGAGCCAGCGUUGUGAGGUGCGACCGGAGGUCCUCUUCCUCACUCGGCACUUCGUCUUCCACGACAACAACAACACCUGGGAAGGUCACUACUAUCACUACUCUGACCCCAUCUGCAAGCACCCGACCUUUACCAUCUACGCCAAGGGACGUUACAGCCGGGGAGUGCAUUCGUCCAAAGUGAUGGGUGGCAUGGAGUUUGUAUUCAAAGUGAACCACAUGAAGGUCACUCCCAUGGACAUAUCCACAGCCUCACUGCUCAACGUCUUCAACGGGAAUGAAUGCGGAGCACAGGGGUCCUGGCAGGUUGGGGUUCAGCAAGAUGUCACCCACACAAACGGCUGCAUCGCCCUUGGCAUCCGCCUACCUCACACUGAGUACGAAAUCUUCAAAAUGGAGCAGGAUGCCAGGGGCAGGUACUUGCUGUACAAUGGCCAGAGACCAAGUGACGGGUCCAGCCCUGACCGACCAGAGAAGAGAGCCACUUCCUACCAGAUGCCUUUAAUUCAGUGUGCUUCAUCUGUACCCAGAGCUGAAGAGUCACCAGAGGAGAAUAAAAUUAGGCUGUAUAACAGCAGGGCCCCAGAAAAAAAUACUAGCACCCCAGCUUUUGCUUUGGUGGUGUUUAUUUGUACUGUGUCAUAUUGGGACAUUCUCAGCUAGAAGUGAAAAAAACUUAUUUUUCAUGACUACAAAGCCAGGAUUCCACCAGACUGGGGGGUUGUUUUUCUUCUGAAAGAAAGGGACAUUUAUUUUCUUGAUGCACUUGAAUGCCUGAGAACUGUUGUUCUUUUCCUUACCUCCCCCCUCCUUCUCGAAUCCUGAACGGCACUCGUUUGAUGUUUGUGCUUUGAACUUCAUCCAGUCUGAUCCCUGGCCUGACAUGACUGCACAAAAGUAAUUGCACUUUAGGACUGCAGAUUUCUGGGGGGAGGGAGGUGGUCUCCUUUUACUAUUGUUUUUAAAAAAAACAACAAACCCAAAGUGCUGGGGUGAACGUUAGGAUCCUGCUUCAGUCGCCUCUGCCAUCUUACCAUUGUGAUACUCUUCUCCCCAACACCCGGGUUCUCAUCAGAAUCUAGCUCUGAGGAAGGGCUUGGUGCCAUGCCAGUACUGUGAUGGCAGCUUCCCUCUCUGACUUCACAGCUCUGAUGUAGAUAUGUAUAUAAGGAGGAAACCCAUAAAGGUUUAUCUUGUGAUUAUCUCUCGGCUCGUAACACAAAACAAAACAGCAAAUCCACAGCCCUCCGUUCAGAUAGUGCUAAAUGGUUGACACUUCUAAUUAAAAAAAAUACUCCAAGCAAUUUAAGCUAUUUUUACAAUAAUUAAGUUGUAAAAAUAACCGGGGGUUUAACGUUUUCAGUUCCAUUUCCUCAGCUCUAUAAUCACUCCGAGGCCUCCCUUUGUAUCUAGCAAGCAGUUACGACCAAGCCCCCUUACAGCCAGAAGGAAGCCUUUUUUUUCUGUCGGAUGCACACAGUGCAGGUAAGCUGCCGACACAAGGCUGCAGGGAUGAGUUCUGCUUUCAUGUUCCUGAGGCCUCACAUGCACCAUAUGCAGUAUUUGUGCUUUGGAUUUUGUGUCAGCCAGGUGGGCAAAGAAGCAAGUGAGGUCUAGCAUGUUCUGCAACCCUAUUUAGCAGCAUGUUUUGAGUGAUGUGACGUGAUAUGACCUGCUGUAGGGACAAGUAAAGGGUUUCAACAGCAAGCACACCAUGGCCUCUGGUAAAGCAAGCAAGCAGAAAGAAGCAAACAGACCCGCAUCCAUCUGAUAGAGGAAGAUUGGCCCAGUCUUACCAGAGGGAAGAGCAAAAGUUGCACAAAUGCAGCCACAUCCUCCCUUUUCUCCUUGCUGGACUGUCCCAACACACACAUUGGUUUCACGGAGCUUAAAUCAGCAUUGGUUUGGGAGGACACUGCUGGGAAGGUGGUCAGGCACAGCCCUCAGAGAGCAUUCUUCAACGAGGGCCUGCCUUGGAAACCCUCCGGUUUCUCUCAGUGGCAAAUACAUGCUCAUAAUAAUUAUGCAAAUUAGAGCAGACUCUGGAGGUAGUAGGGGAGAUAUUUAAGGCCAGUAAGGAGGUACAAGGUCAGAGAUGAACCACGCUCCUCUGCUUUAAUGGGGAGACAGCCAAGUGCACAGCUUAACCUUGUGGCAUUUGGGCUUUGGCUAUUACUGAUAUACACACAUUUUGGCUCUCAGAAGGAGCAGAAGCCUGUGUAAGAAACAUAAGGAGUAAGAUCAAGUGUUUCUUCUUCAGCAACUUCUAGAUGCUCAUUCCAGUACUAUGUCAGGAAAAAAAAAAAGAAAAAGUGUUGUUUUCAGCAUCACAGGAAAAGUAUGUCUUGAAUUAAGGUCUUUCAGCCUUACAUAGGUGAGUCUCCAUACUAUCUGCUAUAGCAAAAGCAUUCUUUGAAAACAUAGUGAUAGUAUGGACCUUCCUAGCAAAAGCAGCAAGAAAAAGCCAUUUGAGCAGCAAAUGGCUAUGCUCAGGCUCCCUAUCUCCUCAAGUCUUUGCCUUCUGCACAGUUAUUCCAAGCAGGUAUAAGCCUUGGAUGUGAAUUUUCUCAGAGCUGGAACAAAAUCAGUUCACCUGGGUUUGAGACAGCAGGAGGAAGGGGAGAUCACACCUUUCACAUACUUUUCCUCAGAUUAAAAGUCACAGAAAACUCAUUAAGUCAGGAACAUAGCUGAGGAUGGCUCAAUAGUCACCAGAGAAAGUAUUCAUCCAUCUGAUAGCAGAUCCAUCUUCAGCCUGCCAGGAGCUGAAAGCCAGCUCUCCAUGAUGAAUUGAACCCUAAGAAAAACAGGUGCUCUGAUCAACAUUUUUUGAUGGUUUUCAGUUCUACACAAAUGUACUGGAAGAGUCAGUUCUGGAUCACUUGCUGGUAGGGUGGCAUCAAGAGCACAGUUUUAACUAGAGGGUCAAGAGGAAGACAUGACACCUCUGAAAGAGAAGCUAGGAACCAGGACAGAGUGGUAGCUAGACUAGACUUGAGUUUUGUAUUCAGCAGACUGACACCAGAAUAUCUCCAGCAGAGUUACUGAGCUGUAACAAGUCCAAUAAAUGUUAGCUUAAUUUCUGACUUCUGUUUUGACCCCUAGCAGCAUGAGUGAAUUCACUUUAGUUUUUAUUUAUGAGGACGGAUAUGGCGUGACAUCCCGUUGAUCACACAAGACAAGCUUCUUCCACCGCUAUUGAUCAUUCCCACUUCAGGUGGUCAUCUCUCUGGAAAAGGAUCAAUGGCUAGUAUUUGUCAGACCCUGUUCCUUCCCUAUGCAAGUGCCACACACAGAUUAGUCCCAGAAAAAACCUGCACACACUUGUGAUGUGGUACUGAAGCAGAGAGCAAAGGAACUCCACAGCACGAUGUUAUAUUCAUCAGGGCAAGUACCUACAGUUUAUUAGUGCUUUGUGGCUCCUCUGUGAAAUGUAUAAUGUUAGAAAUAUUACAACAGUUUCAAGAGAAAGACCUGUCUACUUCUUACCUCUAAAAAGUACAUUCACGUCUCAACUGUUUUGAACCACAGACAUGCAAAGGUCUUUACAGUUACACUAAAUGCAAACACAAUUCAAGGUACAAAUUGCAGAAGAACUGCGUUUUUUUCCCCUAUCAUCUCAAGAUAGUUCAAAAGGAAGUAUUUGAAAAAUGUCUUUGUAGUGCAUUACAAAAAAUCUGACUGAAGACUUCUCUAGUUUAUUUGUAGAGUUGACCAGAAAUACCAUUUUGUGAUCUGAGUUCUUAGCACGUGCCGCAACAGCUUCCCUCCAUGUGCCUGUAUAAUUUAUUUUUUUCUGCUGGCCAGCACAAGUCAAGUUGGACAGAGAUGUAAGACUUCAGAGUGCAUAGUUUAUUUGCCAAUCCAUGUUCUCUGCAAGACUUUUCCUAGGUUACGGGCACAGGACAAGGAGCUAAGCUUCCUUGAUCUUUUGGUUUCAUCACACACUAAAUUAACUGCUGCACAGCACCAUAUAUACUUGUGACGCAGUAUAUUCCAUUCAUUUUAUUUCUUCAACCUGACCUCAUGUGCUGACAGCCCUGGCUGCUAAAGAAGUUAAGUUGGAAGUGGUUUAGCAGUGCUAGACCUACGAACUGAGUAAUUUGUCCCAUACUGAAAUGCAGAAGCUUUAGAAAAACAACAAUAAUUAAGGUUAGUAUCUUAAAUAACUGACAGUGUUGUCAGGACAGGAGAAGUUUUCCCUUCAGUAAUAUCCUACUCAAGGAGCCACCUGACAGAGAAAUGGUAACCUGAAGUUGUUCUUGGGCAAAUUAUUUUAACAUGUUCUAUUUUAAAAAAUAGGACAAAAGGGAUCAGAAAAAUAAAACCAAGCAUUCUUAGUGUUUCUAUACUGUUUACAUAUUGUGCCUGUUGCCUGGGGUAGAAUGUCAUUUCUAUGAAUGGAAGUCCACAUUUUAAAAUACAAUGUCUGUCUUGCUUGAGUUGGAGAAUGUUUGCUUAAAGUGCAGGAUUUAAAAAAACAAACAAACAAACAAACUUUUUAUUUUUGUAAAGUUAUCAGAGACAUUUUUCCUCUCAACUGUGUUCCAGAUUAAACUGCCAGGGACAUGUAAGCAUUUGUUAAAUGAUUGAUUGAAAUAAAAACACCUAACUGAAAAAAUAA
Messenger RNA from Colius striatus (speckled mousebird), 5835 nucleotides. It is a transcript of the gene APCDD1, whose product is annotated as APC down-regulated 1. Gene Ontology annotation, molecular function: Wnt-protein binding. The transcript is spliced from 5 exons. The coding region runs from base 327 to 1874 and encodes 515 amino acids. Gene Ontology annotation, cellular component: plasma membrane. The record is from RefSeq and is a predicted model, not a curated record. Gene Ontology annotation, biological process: negative regulation of Wnt signaling pathway. NCBI's taxonomy places the organism in Eukaryota, Metazoa, Chordata, Aves, Coliiformes, Coliidae.